GAGUCCGCGAAUUAAGUUAUUGCAGUUGUGAGCGGAGAGUCGCGGGCGCAGCGCGUGUGCCGCCUCUACCUCUACGCCUAUUUCCGGUCUAACUUACUGAACGUUACAGUUAGUGAGUGCUUAAGUGCAAAUUAUUAUUUUAAGUUAGAGAUAAUACCUUCAUCUAAUCGAAUCCUCAGUAUGGCAACGAUAUUAGUAAAUUCAACACAAAGUGUAUUAAAAGAUACGUACGAUUACUAUCUUUGGACGUUAUCACUUUCAGAUAACAGAACAAAAGGAUGGCCACUCGUGGACUCUCCUUUACCAACAGUAUUCUACACACUUCUAUACUUAUUCAUAGUAUGGAUUGGCCCUAAGUUAAUGAAGAAUCGUCAGCCGUUUCAGCUGACGUGGUUACUUGUUCCCUACAACUUGGCAAUGGCGGCUCUCAACGCGUACAUAGCAGUUAGGCUACUGACAGCUUCCUUUAGAUUGAGGUACAGCUACAUAUGUGAGCCGUGUCGACAAAAAUAUGAUCCUGAUGAAUUGCAAAUAGCAGAUGCAGUUUGGUGGUACUAUUUCUCGAAACUUCUAGAAUUCUGUGAUACAUUCUUCUUUAUAUUAAGAAAGAAAGAAGAGCAGCUAACGUUCCUGCAUGUUUAUCACCACUCUACAAUGUUCAGUUUUUGGUGGAUCGGCAUUAAAUGGGUGCCCAGUGGAUCGACAUUCCUCCCUGCGAUGGUUAAUAGCGGCAUUCAUGUACUGAUGUACACAUACUACGGGCUCUCAGUCUUUGGACCCUCCGUCAGCAAAUAUUUGUGGUGGAAGAAAUACCUAACCAUUUUACAGCUGAUUCAGUUCACCUGCGCCCUUAUCCUCGGUGUCAACGGUAUCCGGACCGGCUGCGAGUUCCCUCUGUGGAUGCAUUAUGUUCUCAUCAUCUAUAUGAUAUCCUUUAUCGUUCUCUUCGGCAACUUCUACAUGAAAGCAUACAUCGCUAAGGGAAGUAAAUGCAUGGAAGUGAGGUACGGUCAAUGCUUGGAUGACGAAGAAAUCAUAGUAAAUAAAAAGUUGAAUUAAUGUUAAGUUGUUUUGGUAUUUUAAGUUUUAACUAAUUUAUUGAAAUAAAUAGAUUAUAAGAUAAUACAGACGGUUGUUAAUUAAUGUU
Molecule: messenger RNA, 1147 nt
Organism: Papilio xuthus (Asian swallowtail)
Lineage: Eukaryota; Metazoa; Arthropoda; Insecta; Lepidoptera; Papilionidae
Source: RefSeq, a predicted model, not a curated record